This is a messenger RNA of Alosa alosa (allis shad), 635 nucleotides long. Its product is annotated as hemoglobin subunit beta-like. Gene Ontology annotation, molecular function: oxygen carrier activity; heme binding; peroxidase activity. The record is from RefSeq and is a predicted model, not a curated record. Gene Ontology annotation, cellular component: hemoglobin complex; haptoglobin-hemoglobin complex; blood microparticle. The transcript has 3 exons. Lineage: Eukaryota; Metazoa; Chordata; Actinopteri; Clupeiformes; Clupeidae. Gene Ontology annotation, biological process: oxygen transport; hydrogen peroxide catabolic process. The coding region runs from base 69 to 515 and encodes 148 amino acids.
UUCUAUUUCACAAGUGUUUUUCAUCUGAGAUCUUUACGCACGAACCUCAAGAACCCAAAGACGUCAUUAUGGUUGACUGGACAGAUGCUGAGCGCAGUGCCAUCGUCGGCCUGUGGGGAAAGAUCAACCCCGAUGAGAUCGGACCCCAAGCCCUGGUCAGGCUCCUGAUCGUGUCUCCUUGGACUCAGAGGCAUUUCAGUACCUUUGGUAACCUGUCAAAUUCCGCCGCCAUCAUGGGUAACGCCAAGGUAGCUGCACACGGAAAGACAGUGAUGAAUGGACUGGACAGGGCCGUGAAGAAUCUGGAUGACAUCAAGAACACCUACCGUGAACUGAGUGUGAUGCACUCCGAGAAACUGCACGUGGAUCCUGAUAACUUCAAGAAUCUGGCUGACAUCCUCACCGUGUGUGUGGCCAUGAAGUUCGGCCCCUCUGUCUUCACCGCCGAUGCCCAGGAGGCCUGGCAGAAGUUCCUGUCUGUCGUUGUCUCUGCUCUCGGCAGACAGUACCACUAGAUUCUCCCAACCAGUCGAAGAGCCACUCAACCGAGCUUGAUUUCACAGCUCAGAUGCAUUCGUGUAUAAAGGAUGUCCUGUCGAGUGAAAUUAAUAAAAACAGUGAAAUUAAUUUAAAAA